GUCAGUGUCAAUUUAGAUUUUCUUAUUGACUUAGCUUUUCUCUAGGCAGUGACGGAUAUUUUGUUCAAUAAAUCAGCCACAUUUUAAGUGAGAAAAAUUGGUCACGAAAAUGGCCGCAAACAAAGUAGCCGCAAAUGAAUUCGCAGAAUUCCUUCAAACAAUUGUUAAGUUAGAUGCAUUGACCCAAAUCACUCAGGAUUUGGAUAAGGAGCUGGCGGACUCGCAACGGGUGAUGAAGGAUAUUAAGAGCAUGUUUGACGCAAUACCGAAUGCUCCCAACAGGCCAGAAGCCAACAAUGGACUACGCCACGACGACAUAUCGAAGUUUUUAGAGUCCGGCCCACCGAAGCUGUUGCUGCCGGACAUGGCCGAGAACACCAUCGACGUCGAUCUUGACGAUGUGAUUGCUACAAUGAAGGUGUACGCUGAGGAUCUGAAGAGAAACAUGGCGCUUGCCCAACCACCGCCGACACUCAAUAAAAAUAUCGAGAGUGUUGAUUUGCAGCAGUACGCGACCAGCCUGGACCAGCUGAGCAAGCGGCUCGCGAACAUCAAGCUCGGUAAAGGCGACGAAAGUCACCACCGCAGCCCCGAGGUCGAAGCCAAACUGGCACAGCUGUGCCAGGAUGUCAACAUGUUUUCUCAGAUGGUGCAAGCAAAGACAACUCUCAGCGAAUGCAAUCAGAACUGGACUUCCACAGCUCAGGAGACGGAUGCUUUAUGCUACGACAACAUUAUAAACAAACUACUCUCAGGCAUUAAUGAAGUCACAUAUUUGCUUCGCAACAAAAAUUGAAUUCAUUUUAAGAUUUCUGAGGGGCUAGAGUACUAAGACAAUGUACGUCUUACUACUGGGUCUUCUUUAUAGAGGAAUGGCCAUAGUUCUUCACCAAUGAGUGUUGAAUUGUAUUUAUCCUUUGAAUGUCCAAGCAUUGUAAUAUGCUUGUAAUCUUAAGAGAUGAGGUGGUUGUCUCAUACAUGAUGACAUAUUGUGAUGUUUACACACCCAGAUGAUGUGAGGAAACCAAUAUUGAUUGUGAUUGGUGCCUAUCCAUGUAGCAACACUUCUUGACUUUUACUGUAGACUUGACUUAAUGUAUCACAAUUAUGUAAGCCUUUUAACCUUUAUAGGAAUUAAUUCAUUGUUAGUAUUUAUUGGUAUUCCACUCAUUUGUAUUUCGCACAAGUUUGGUAUAGGUGUUAAGAUGAAUACAGUUCUCACAGUUUUCUCUUUUUUGGUUUUAAAUUUAUUAGUAUAUAUAAUCUAUGAAUAAAUGUUGCUGCAAAAGUAAAUUUCAAUAAAAAAUCUUGAUUUCUUUUCACACAAUAUGUGUUCAUAGUUACUGUUAACUUGUGUUUAGGUUUUAUACUUUCAAUUGUAUUUAAUCUCAACUAAGAUUUUGAACAUUGUUAUAUCAACAUUGUCUGUUCUACUGUGACACAAAUAUAUUGAUUUUGUUAUUAGUAAUGAUCUCCUGAUGAGAUUGAUGAAGUAUGUUAAAAAAUAUGAAUCCAGGAUCUAUGUUACUAUAGGUUUUAUUGCUGGUUCUUGUUCUCAAAAUCAUGGUUAUUAUUUAAAUGACAUGUUUUCCAAAUAUAUAGUAUGUUGAGGUGAGGGUAUAAUAAACAAAGGUAAUAAAUUAUCUCUAAAACUUGAUAUGUAUAAACCUUUGAAAUAGCAAAUUUAUUAAUAUCUUCUCAAAAAGGAAGAAAAUGCAAUAAAUAAAAUCUUUAGUCAACUUAAAAAUAUUUAUGAUUAAUUUCCAAUAUGUAUAAAAAUAUUAACUUUAAAUAUAAUAUUGAACAAUGUUUUUGUCCUUGUAUAUAAAUAUAUGUAUACUUAUAUCACAGAUCAAUAAUAUAUUAUUUAGUCAUUUUUUGUAUCAGUAUUAUGUGUUAGCCAGUGUUAAACACAUAUUUUAUCAUACAUAUUACACUGUUCAAUAUGACUCAUAUAGUCAGUUUGUGGAAGAUUUGUCUCUGUAGUCAUAAGUCAAUAGUCAUAAAAAUAUCUCAUGUUUAUUUAAAUUGUAGAAGUCAAAAAUAUAAUUAAAAUUCAUGUCACA
Molecule: messenger RNA, 2066 nt
Organism: Manduca sexta (tobacco hornworm)
Lineage: Eukaryota; Metazoa; Arthropoda; Insecta; Lepidoptera; Sphingidae
Exons: 2
Coding region: 110-796 (228 amino acids)
Source: RefSeq, a predicted model, not a curated record